Molecule: messenger RNA, 4256 nt
Organism: Solea solea (common sole)
Lineage: Eukaryota; Metazoa; Chordata; Actinopteri; Pleuronectiformes; Soleidae
Gene: ddhd2
Product: DDHD domain containing 2
Exons: 21
Coding region: 359-2767 (802 amino acids)
Cellular component (GO): COPII-coated ER to Golgi transport vesicle
Molecular function (GO): metal ion binding; triacylglycerol lipase activity; protein binding
Source: RefSeq, a predicted model, not a curated record
GCAUUAAAGUUUGCAAACAUAGAUGGACACUUUUUGCAUGAACCCACCUUGUUAUUAAUUUGUUCAGCUGAAUUUUCAAGAAAUAUUCAUUUUGUAUGAAUAAUACAGUUUUACCCAACAGUCACCGGGCUCACAGCGGAAUCGCGAGAGGCUAAAUUCUCGGACAUUAUAGAAAACUUCUUACAUACAUAGAGUCUGACAUUCAGUGCUUGACAAGAGGAGGCUGUCCUUGUGGCUACCGAGUUAGCUAGCAGUACGAGCUAAACAACGACAACAAAUGUCCCGCACCAGCAUCAAACAUCUACACGGGUGUGAAGUUACCGGUCAGAGCUGAAGGUUUAGGUCCAUUCCAGGCCUAAUGUCAUCCAGUCCCAGAGAGGAGGGGCGUCAAUCCCAGGCUCCCCCAAACAGCAAUACCCAAGAGCUCUUUUUCAACUCCACUCAGUCUGUGUCCCCAGGGAAUACAUCUGUCAAUCUGGUAUUGCCUGUGGUGGACGAUUCUUCUUCUUCAACAUCCUCCUUGGAAAUGUAUGACAUGGAGCCAGUCCCAGCUCCGUACCAUGAAGUGCAGCCUCACUGGUUCUACUGUCGACGGGCUACUGACAAUGCCUCCUGGCUUCCUUUCAGCAGAGAAGACUCUGACAAACUAGAGAGGGCCUGCGACACUGCAGGAGAUCAGGAGGAGGUAGUGGUGAUUGCAGUGGACGGAGAGCGGUAUGACGUUCAUGUCAAAGAGAGGAAAUGCUACGCUGUGUACUGGGAGCAAGCUCCAUCUGAAGUCCGCCGCUGUACCUGGUUCUACAAAGGAGAUAAAGACACCAGGUUCCUGCCGUACCCUGAAGACUUCAGCAAAACCCUGGAGGAGGCUUACAUGAUAGCAGUGACCUUGGACGAAUGGAAGAGAAAGCUAGAGUUUCCCACAGGAGAGACUGUCAUUUUACACAAUCCCAAACUGAUAAUGCAGUAUCAGCCUAUCGGAAUGCAAGAUGAGUGGAUGACCUCUCCCUCAGAGCAAACCCGACCUCGAACAGUCAAGAGAGGUGUCAACAACAUCUUUGUGGAAAUACCUGAUGGUGAACCAGAGAAGGUGGACCAUCUUGUCUUUAUGGUGCAUGGCAUUGGUCCCGCUUGUGACUUGCGCUUCAGAUCCAUCAUACAGUGUGUAAAUGACUUCAGGAGUGCUUCUCUGUCCCUCCUGGCUUCCCAUUUUAAACGAGCUCAGCAGGAUGGUCAGGUGGGCAGAGUGGAGUUCCUGCCUGUCAACUGGCACAGCGCUCUACAUGGGGAUGCCACUGGUGUGGAUGAGGACAUCCAGAGGAUCACUCUCCCCAGUAUCAGUAGACUGAGACAUUUCACCAACGACACUCUGCUGGAUCUCUUUUUCUAUAACAGCCCCACCUACUGCCAGACAAUAGUGGACACAGUGGCCUCAGAGAUCAACAGGCUGCUCAUCCUCUUUAAACAGAGACACCCCGAUUUCAGUGGGGCCAUUUCAGUAGUGGGCCAUAGCCUGGGUUCACUGAUCCUGUUUGACCUGCUAACCAAUCAGAGGUCUGGAUCAGAAGCCAGAGAUGGGGUGCCGUCUGCUGAGCCACGCCAUCUGAACUCUUUGGAGCAAACUCUGACCAGACUGGGCCUGCAGCAAUACCUGGAUACACUGCAGGCUGAGAACCUGGACAUGGAGUCACUGGCUAUGUGCAAUGACAGUGAUCUCAAAGAUUUAGGAAUUCCCCUUGGACCUCGGAAGAAGAUCUUGAACUAUUUCAGGAGGAAAUGGCUUCCAGAGGAUUGUAAGAACGGUACAGUGCGUCUGGCACCAGGUUUGCAAGUUGCACCUGAAGUGAACAGAGAUGGUGAUGGUAACCAGUUUUCCGAAGUGAACCAACCGCACUUCCACAGGGCACAGUCUGUCACCAGUGCUGUCGACUAUGAAUACUUUGACAUGGGCAUCGGACAGACCAAUGGAAGCAUAGCCAAGGGGCAGGUAUCUAUUGAUUACCCACAGCUUUCAUUCCAACCUCAGACAUUUUUUGCAUUUGGCUCUCCUAUUGGAAUGUUCCUCACUGUCCGUGGGCUCAAACACAUCGAUCCAAACUACACCUUCCCAACCUGCAAGAGCUUUUACAACAUCUAUCACCCGUACGACCCUGUGGCCUAUCGAAUAGAGCCCAUGAUUGUUUCAGAGGUGGAUCUGCAGCCCAUGCUAAUCCCUCACCAUAAAGGUCGCAAGAGGAUGCACCUGGAACUGAAGGACAGCCUGACCCGUAUGAGCAUGGACUUGAAGAACAAUGUCUUGGGAUCGUUACGAACGGCGUGGCAGUCUUUUUCUAGACUCCCUGUCGCUGCACUGCCCCCAUUGGAGGAAGGAGAGACUACACCAGAGAGAAACCUUGAAGAGACACCGGCCUUAGCCUCACCAUCAGUCGUUGCUUCUUCUAAGGAGGAAGAGAAAAGUGCUGAUUUUUGGACUAAAAUACUGGAGUGGCCCAGGGCCCUUAAUUUGCAUUACUUCCAAGGAGUGUGUGAGGAGACCGAGUCCUCCGAGUCAGCAGAGCAGAGUGAGCAUCCAGAGAUUAAAGUGGGGAUGUUGAAUGGAGGACGCAGGAUUGACUAUGUGCUUCAGGAAAAACCCAUUGAGAGCUUUAACGAAUACCUGUUUGCCAUCCAGUCACAUCUGUGUUACUGGGAAUCUGAGGAUACAGCUCUACUGCUGCUGAAGGAGAUCUAUGAGAAGCUGGGUGUGGCCUUUGAACAACCACAACUGUAAUAGGAUUUAGCAGCUAUGAACUAAAAUGGACUCUAAUCUGAAAAUGAGAAAAUAAGAACCAGAUGACCAAGCCAGAAUGCCUUACGCCUGGAUUUUACCUGAGUCUUCCAACAGUGGAGACUGCUCGGCUGUGAUCUUGUUUCAGACAUGACAGUUUAAGUUUAGAAUUUACAGUUUUGGUGGCCUCUUGAUGCUGCUGUAACUCCCACUGGGUUUGGUGUCUGAUAGUUUCACUGUCAUGCUCCUGGUAGGUCUUUUCCUUUUUGGUGGAAUCAUGGUCCAUUUUUCUUUACUUUGCACUUUAAUUUCCCAACAAUUGCUGAUUGGUUGUGGUUGGAGCUGCAGAAUAAAAGCCUGCAUGUCCAACAGGAUUUCAUUUCAUGCGCACACAUAUACUGCUAUUUAUAAAAACCCCAUUUUGAAAAUUCUACUAUAUAAUUUUAUAUAUUUUGUUGUCGUGUGUACAGCAUCCAAAACUACAAAGGAAUGUAGAAUUAUAAUUCACCAUAGAUGCUUUUAAAGCUCACUUAAUAAAUACCCAUUUGUCUGUCACAUGUUUUUACGGCAGCUCAUUUUACAUUUCAGGUGAAGUUCUAUACUGAGUGUAAAUGAGGGUGAAGUGCAUAUUUACCUUCCUAAAACAUUUGUUUUUCAUUUGGAAUAUGAAUUCCAGUUUGUUUGUCUCAACUGCACUGGAAAGAGUUGUAUUAGAAAUGAAUACAGAAGUGCAGGUGAUGACAGGAUGUAUGCGCAUGCGCGGCUGAUAACAGUAUUUUGUAGCAAACUUAACACAAAGGUCGGGUCCACGUUCUCCUUCAUCAUCAUCAUGUCCUCUCGGCUAUCUUUGCUGUACACACAUACAGCAGUGAAUACACUUAUCUAUCCCAUAAUAUACCAAGACAGAGUGGGAUCUGACUAAUGUUUAUAAAAAGCUAAGGGCCAAAUCAUACAUGCUGCUCCUCAUCUGUUCCUUUGUGUAAAGGUGUAUAAUUCGAAUGACCAUUUCUGUCUGCAUUGCAUGUCCCUCUUAUUUUUUUAAGCAGGAAUUAUGAGAGCUGUCAAAUUAAAUUUUAUGAAAUAUGUUUGAGAAUAUAAACAAAUACAUUAUUUAGAAAUAGUUUGCUUUAAAGCUUAUCAUAUUUAUUUUAUAAAAAAAAUAAAACUAUAUAUAUAUAUAUAUUUAAAAAUAUCCAAAGUAUCUUUCAUGACACCGUUCUGUUGGUUUGAUUUAACUUUAAAUGACUGUAUAUUAUGCAUUGUUGGGGUGUUUACAGCCUCCACUACCAAAGCUCGGAAUGACCUGUAUGUAACAUCCGCACAAUUUACGAAGAACCAAAUGAGGUUGUUAAUUUUCUUUUUCUUUAGAUAAGCACUGAAGACCUAAUGACUUUGCUGAAAUACUUUUCUUUGACUUCACAAUUGUCUUCUGUUUCUGUAAAUGUUAGUAUAAUAAAGCAGGACUGACUAGUUUCUGCUUCCUCUUUCCUUA